AUGGGAGAACCAAUUCGCGACGAGCCACUCACCACCACUGUCACUCCGGCCAAGAGGUCGUUGGAGAUCGACGACCCCUUUCAACCUUACAAGGUUGAGGGAUUUGACGAUGGGCUAAGAUACGAUACGCUCCAGGUCCAUGCAGGCCACCGACCAGACCGAGAGACGCAUGCUCGGGCGGUGCCAAUUUACAACAGCGUGUCCUUUAUCUUCACCGACAGCGCCCAUGCAAAAAGGGUGUGUGCUAUGGAGGGUGCUGGCUACUUUUACAGCAGAAUUUCCAACGUGAGAGGUCUCCGAGAGCAGAUUGCUUGGUUCAACGGCUUACAUAUUCCGCUUCAGCCAACAGUCGCUGUUUUUGAAAAGAGAGCCGCGGCUCUUGAAGGUGGAACUGCUGCUGUUGCCACCGCAUCCGGACAGGCCGCAAUCUUCAACACCAUUAUCUGUCUUGCUGGAGCUGGUGACAAUGUAGUCGCCUCAAUCAACCUGUACGGAGGCACUUACAGUUUGUUCAAGACCCUUCUACCUCGCCUCGGCAUCUCAAUCAGGUGGGCCAAAAAAGAAACUCGCGAAGAGUUUGAAAAGCACAUCGACGACAAGACCAAGAUGCUAUUUGUCGAGACUAUCGGAAACCCUCGUUGCAGCAUUCCCGACCUGAAAGAGCUAGGAGAGCUUGCACAUGAAAAUAACGUGCCGUUCGUUGUGGACAACACCUUUGGUGCUUGCGGUAUCUGGUGCAAGCCUAUCGACUUCGGAGCAGACAUCAUUUUGCACUCAGCCACCAAGUGGAUGGGUGGACACGGCACAACGGUUGGAGGUGUCAUCAUCGACUGUGGCACUUUCGACUGGGGCAAAGCGGGUGAAAGGUUCCCACGAAUGAUCAAGAAGGAAGGUCCUAUGAGCUUCUCCUACUGGAAAGCUUUCGGAAAUAUCACGUUCGCCAUGGCCAUGAGAAUCGAUAUCCUGAUGGAAGUCGGAUCCACUUUGGCUCCUGCAUCAGCUCAACAACUCCUCAUUGGAAUGGAGACGCUCAGUUUGAGGUGCGAGAAACACGCGAAGAACACAAUUGAGAUUGCUCGCUUCCUGGAAGCACACCCUAGAGUUGCUUGGGUCAACUAUCCUGGCCUCGAGAAGAAUCAAUAUUACGAAAAUGCGCAAAAGUACUUGAAGAACGGUUACGGAGGCGUUCUCGCGUUUGGUCCGAAGGGUGGAGACGUCGCUAGCAAGAUGCUCAUGAACUACGUGAGAGUCAUCUCACACCAAACAAAUGUGGGAGAUUCGAAGACGCUAGCCACUCAUCCCUGGAACUCCACCCAUGUUAUCAUGCCCGAGAAGGACAGGCGUGAAGCCGGAAUUACGCCCGCUUUCAUCCGAUUCUCGGUUGGAACUGAGGAUGUGAGAGACAUCAUUGAGGAUCUUGAUCAAGCUCUAGCGAAAUUGCCCGACGACAUUGUCAAUGCUCAUGAUGAAAAGCUGGAGGCCAAAUUGACUUCAAAUGGGGACCGUCCGACUGUUAUUGAAGCGGCUGUUUGCGAGAAGGUUGACUUCACUGAUGCGGAUGUGUCACUGUCCAAACAGAACGUCCCGAUGGGUCGUCAAAAUGAUGUCGGGAACUGGUAG
Messenger RNA from Colletotrichum aenigma, 1620 nucleotides. RefSeq names its product Homocysteine synthase (gene cysD-3). Gene Ontology annotation, molecular function: transferase activity, transferring alkyl or aryl (other than methyl) groups; pyridoxal phosphate binding. The transcript is spliced from 6 exons. The coding region runs from base 1 to 1620 and encodes 539 amino acids. NCBI's taxonomy places the organism in Eukaryota, Fungi, Ascomycota, Sordariomycetes, Glomerellales, Glomerellaceae. The record is from RefSeq and is a predicted model, not a curated record. Gene Ontology annotation, biological process: transsulfuration.